Abrus precatorius (Indian licorice) is the source of this 1383-nucleotide messenger RNA. Its product is annotated as omega-hydroxypalmitate O-feruloyl transferase. Bases 1 to 1383 code for a protein of 460 amino acids. Lineage: Eukaryota; Viridiplantae; Streptophyta; Magnoliopsida; Fabales; Fabaceae. Gene Ontology annotation, molecular function: acyltransferase activity, transferring groups other than amino-acyl groups. The record is from RefSeq and is a predicted model, not a curated record. The transcript has a single exon.
AUGGCUCCUGCAUGGGUUGAAGAGUUGCAUCUUCAUCACGUGACCAUUCCUGUGACCAUAGAUAAAAUGUAUUCAGUCAUGCCAUCAACACCUAUUCCAGUUAAACAAGGUGAAAGCUUAUACCUUUCCAACCUAGAUGACAUGAUUGGAGCACGUGUGUUUACACCUACAGUGUACUUUUAUCAAUCAGAAAACAUAGAUCCUUCUAAAAAACCUAUAACAAAAAUACUACGUUAUGCUUUAGGUGAUGUUUUAGUGCCUUACUACCCUCUCUCUGGCAGACUUAGAGAGACCAAGAAUGGAAAACUACAAGUGUUUUUUGGACCCAAACAAGGAGCACUUAUGGUUGAAGCACGAUCUGAUAUUGCCUUAGUUGAACUAGGAGAUCUCACAGCUCCAAACCCAUCUUGGGAACCUUUGAUCUUCAAGUUUCCAAAUGAAGAACAAUACAAAGUGCUUGAUAUGCCAUUGGUCAUUGCUCAAGUUACCCUUUUCCGUUGUGGUGGCUUUAGCAUUGGUUUGAGGCUAUGCCAUUGCAUCUGUGAUGGCUUGGGAGCCAUGCAAUUCCUUGGUGCAUGGGCUGCCACUGCAAGAACAGGAACACUUGUGAUUGAUCCUAAGCCUUGUUGGGACAGGGAAAUGUUUAGGCCUCGUGACCCACCUAUGGUGACGUUUCCCCACAUGGAGUUCAUGAGAAUUGAAGAGGGUUCCAAUCUCACAAUGACAUUGUGGCAAACCAAGCCAGUUCAAAAGUGUUAUAGGAUCAAGCGUGAGUUUCAAAAUUGUGUUAAAACUCUAGCUCAGCCAUUUGAUGCUGCUGGUUGUACCACUUUUGAUGCAAUGGCAGCACUUAUUUGGAGAUCUUGGGUGAAAGCCCUUGAUGUAAGGCCACUUGAUUACCAUCUUAGGCUAACAUUUUCAGUCAAUGCUCGUCAAAAGCUUAAAAACCCACCUUUGAGAGAAGGAUUUUAUGGCAAUGUUGUAUGUGUAGCAUGUACAACAAGCACUGUCUCAGACCUUGUGCAUGGACAACUUCCAAAAACUACUCGUUUGGUUCGUGAGGCAAGACAAAGUGUUUCAGAGGAGUAUUUGAGAUCCACAGUGGAUUAUGUUGAGUUGGAUAGGCCUAGGCAACUUGAGUUUGGUGGUAAACUAACAAUAACUCAAUGGACAAGGUUCUCAAUCUACAAGUGUGCAGAUUUUGGGUGGGGUAGGCCACUUUAUGCUGGUCCUAUAGAUUUAACACCAACACCUCAAGUUUGUGUUUUUCUACCUGAAGGGGAGGCUGAUUGUAGUGGCUCUAUGAUUGUGUGCAUAUGUUUGCCUGACUCUGCUUCUCACAAGUUUACACAAGCCUUGUUGCUUGAUUCAAUGUUCACAUAA